ACAUCGUUAUAUUUCGGACGCACGUUCCGCGAUGUAAAUAAACUACACUGUGUUCCAUUCGCAUGUAUCUAAGAAAGAAGCGCGUUGUUGAGCGGUAACAAGUGUGAAGGUAGUUUUUUUUUUUUUAGUGUAAUAAUAAUAUCAUCUGUCGUUGUCGUAUUCGCUCGAGGUGAGUUAGAGAAAUGAUUUUGACUUGCGUAACUUUAAUAUUAGUUUUGUGACCGGUAUUACGUUAUGCUAGAUGUUUUCCAGCCCGCGAAGCCAACGCGGUGUGCACGUGUGGGAGAGAACUGUAUCGAGCCUGCGUAAUAAUUCCUGCGUUCGUUUCAAUAAAUAUUGUGUAGGAUGCGACAAAACAGUGAUUUGCACAGUUGUACCGAAGAAAAUUGUCCUGGCAUCUACUGCGAUUAAAAACUUGAUUUCCAUCUUGAUCACUUUAAAUACUGAAGAUGCGUAUGAUAAUCGACGGGAAUAGUAGCAACCGAAAAGAACAACUGGCAAAUACGGAAAACUUGUUUUCUAGAAAUAUCUAUUUUUAUCUAAACGCAAAUAUUUAGAUUUCGUGGAUCAUGUCACACAGAUGAUGAAGAUUUAGCUGUUGGACAGAACGGGAUGUACUUACCAGUUUACGUUGUAAGCUGUCUUAAUUGUUCUGCAUCAAAAAGGGUAGAAACUCAAAAAUGGCGGACUCUGCCACUGAUGGAGGCGACCGUCCCCAAAAGAAACAUGUGGCAAGUCAUUCAGGUCGAAAAGCCGAAAAGAAAAAAGCCAAAGCCAACAAACAGGGCGCCAUUACUAAAACAAACAAUGCAAAGGCAUUUGCGUUCAACUCAGCUGUUAAAGCGGAGAAGAUGUUCCGACGCCGUAAAGAUCUCCAAGAGAAGCGACACCACAUCCCGCUUGUAGACAGGACCCCUAUCGAACCGCCCCCGUACGUUGUGGCCAUCGUAGGUCCACCUAAAGUCGGCAAGAGCACGCUGCUAAAAUGUCUCAUCAAGAACUAUACGCGGCAGAUUAUCAACAACAUCAACGGACCGGUCACCGUCGUUUCUGGUAAGAAGCGACGUCUUACGUUGAUGGAAUGCAACAAUGACAUCAAUUCGAUGAUCGACACGGCCAAGGUCGCUGAUCUCGUUCUGCUUGUCGUGGAUGCUUCGUACGGAUUUGAAAUGGAGACAUUUGAGUUCUUAAACAUCUGCCAGGUCCAUGGCUUUCCUAGGAUAAUGGGCGUGCUCACGCAUCUUGACCAGAUCAAGAGCCAUAAAACCUUGCGUAAUACUAAAAAACAAAUGAAACAUCGUUUCUGGACAGAAAUUUAUCAAGGCGCAAAAUUAUUCUAUCUGUCUGGUAUGGUGCACGGCGGUUACCUAAAGCACGAGAUUCAUAAUCUUGGUCGCUUUAUGUCGACGAUAAAGUUUCGUCCUCUGGACUGGCGAACUUCUCAUCCGUAUAUCUUGGCGGAUCGGUUUGAAGAUAUCACUGGCCAAGAGCUAAUUCGACAAAAUCCGAAAAUCGACCGAACAAUAUGCCUUUAUGGUUAUAGCCGCGGAGCUCACCUUAAACAGAACGCUCUGUUUCAUAUUCCUGGAUGCGGCGACUACACCGCGGCUGAUAUCUCAUACUUACCUGAUCCAUGUCCGCUUCCUGACAAAUUGAAAAAGCGAAAAUUGGAUGAUCGGGAACGUCUCAUUUAUGCUCCGAUGUCGGGCGUUGGUGGCGUAGUAUUUGACAAGGAUGCCGUUUACAUUGAUCUUCAAGGCAGUCAUUCGCAUCACACAGGUACGGCGGCUGAUGAAGAACUCGAUGAAGAGCAGGGUCUACUGGAUGGCCUUUUGCAAACUAAGGUCCCUCUGGAUCAGAAGAUCACGAACACUGGAUUUACUCUUUUAUCUGGGACAAAGCCGCUUGACAAGGAUGAGACGAAUGAGUUGACCAAGCGGGUGCGCCGUUCAAUGGGUCCAUUGGAUGAAAUUCAGAAAUCUGAUGCGGGUUCUAACGGAUCUGACUCGGACGAAGAUGAGGAUGAGGAUGAGCAAGAUGACUCUGAUGACGAACAUGAUGACAGUGAAUCUAAAGAUGAUGGAAAGUCCUAUGACAUGAAAAAUAAUUGGGGACACAAAUUUCUCGAAGAAGAAGAUGUGGAGAUGGCCGCGACUGAAAAUGAGUCAGAUGGCGAUGAAGAUAUGCUUCCGAUUGCACGGGAUCAGAUGAUGAAGAAACUCGCAGAGGGAUACGCUGCUCGUAGUAAAAAGCUCGGGAAUCUUCAAUUCCUUGUUUACGGUGGUGCUAAGAAGGCGAGCCGCCAAACGGAUUUCGAAGGGGGGAGCGAUAAGGAGGGUGAAGAUGACGAAGUUUUCGGAGGCCUGUUUACUAAGACCAAAAGAAGCGAAGGAAAGAUCCAAACCAAAAAAGAUCUUAACGCUCCAGAAAACACCCGCCAUCGCCUUAUUGUUGACGAAAUUGAUUAUGAUCAGGUGUGUUUAUCGAUUCGGGACUGUUUUGUUACGGGUCGUUGGGCUGCAGACGAAGACGCGGAACAGCUGUUGGCUCAGGCCAAACAAGAUGACGAAGAGCUCUUUGGAGACUUUGAAGAUCUCGAGAAGCAGCUCAAGGACGAAGAGCAGGCGGAGCAAGAGGAAAAGAAACAACAUCCCCAAAAAAAGGCUACUACACACGAGGAGCGAUUGAAACAGAUUGAGGCAAAGAGGCUUGAAAAAAAGAAGCGUCUAAAAGAGAUGUUUGAUCAAGAAUACGACGAUAAAGGAGAUGACAAGACAUUGUAUGACGAAAUCAAAGAAGAAAUGAAUCAGCAGGCGCAGCUCAACAAGGCAGAGUUUGCGGACCUGGAUGACUCUCGUCGGGUUUUGUUCGAGGGUUUUCGAGCAGGCUUAUAUGUACGGGUGGAGCUUAGAGGAUUACCGUGCGAACUCGUGCAGAAUUUCGACCCAUCUUAUCCAAUCGUUCUUGGAGGACUCAAUACUGCCGAGAACAGAGUCGGGUAUCUGCAGGUGCGUGUCAAAAAGCACCGUUGGUUCAAGAAGAUCCUGAAGAGUGCCGAUCCGCUUGUGAUGUCUUUGGGAUGGCGACGGUUCCAAACGACGCCAGUGUUCUUUACUCAGGAUCACAAUAUGCGGCAAAGGUUUCUGAAGUACACUCCGAUGCAUCUGCACUGUUACGCUGCCUUCUGGGGCCCGAUUACUCCUCAGAACUCCGGUUUCAUUGCUAUUCAGAAUUCAGUGCAGGACAAAUCUGAUUUUCGGGUCUGUGCAACUGGUGUGGUUCUCGAAAUUGAUAAAACGACGCAGAUUGUAAAGAAGCUGAAAUUAACCGGUACUCCAAUCAAGGUGAAAAACAAAACCGCUUUUAUUGAAGGGAUGUUUAACAGUAUUAUUGAAGUGACCAAAUUCGAAGGCGCUGCUUUACGCACGGUCGCCGGCAUACGUGGUCAGAUUAAGAAGCCUAUUAAGGCACCACCAGGCGCCUUUCGCGCAGCGUUCGAGGACAGGCUGCUUAAGGCCGACAUCGUCUUUCUGCGGACUUGGUACACAGUGCCCGUACCUAAGUUCUUCAUAACUGUCAAUACACUUCUGCUGCCGUCCAGUGAAAAAGAUAAAUGGAAAGGUAUGAAAACGGUGGGAGAACUUCGCGCCGAGAAAGGACUUAGAGCACCUGUUAAUCAGGAUUCGCUGUAUACGGGUGUGGAACGACGCGAGUUCUUCGAGAAACCGCUUCGAUUACCAAAGAGUCUACAGGCCGCACUGCCAUACAAGGAUAAGCCUAAACAAGAAACGAUUAUUGAAGGCGGAAACGCCCUCCAUCGCGUGGCUAUCGUACCUGAUGAGCAACAGCAGCGCGUCUCGAAGAUGAUGACAAUGAUGAGGACUGUUCACUCGGAGAAGCAACUGAAAAUGCGACGCGAAAUGGAGGAACGGGUCCGUCAGCACAAGCGAGCCAUGGAAGCGCAAGAACUGAAGAGACUUGUUAAGCAACGCCAAGUAAAGAGGCACAUCUGCAAAGUGCUACAACAAAACGAGUUAAAAAGACAGAAGAUGCAGGCAGGGAAAAUUGGCAGAAAAAAAUUAGAAUAAGUCAAUUAGUUAAUUUGGUAGGUUAAGCAAAUUGAGGGUUGUUUUUAUCUCGGUUAUGCAAACGAUAUACGGAAACGCGUUUGGGUGUAAGAUGACUAAAAUCACUUCGAUUGGUUCGUCGAAGUGUCACAUGUUACAGCGUUUUUUUUGUACACCAGCUGAUCAAGCUAACUUUUCACAUAUGAAAACAGUAGAGAUACGAACGACAACGAAGGUUAUAGCAUCGCUUCCACAUUGAAUGAUCAAAGAAGUAUCUAGAACAUUCUUUUUUAGAGUGUUGUCUACGAGUAUCUGCGUUGAUGAAAGGAAAACGAUUGAAAAUCUUUAUAGCUAUAGGGAUGUCGAACUAUGUGGGAUAGUUCCGAGUAUGCAAACGUACUGUAUAUUUGAAUAAUUAGGAUUUAUUAAACGGGUUUGUUGAGGAUAAUAAAAUUAUUACGUUAAAAGUGAUAACUACGCUAUUCGCUUCUCCUUGAUUUUCAGUUCUAAAUGUUAUACGCAUCAAAAGUAUAAGCAGAUAAAACAUAUCGUCACGUUAUACGGAGACUAGCUAACAUGUACUUUAGAUCGAACACGUUUCGGUAACUCGGAUAACUUUCAAGCCGAGUUGGACAUUUUUCAAUUGAAAUCAAAUACUUUGCAAAUCGAAACGGUUUGGAAACAGAAAUUUCAAAUAGCAUAACUGAAUCUCUACCGAAUCAGCAGAGGUCAGUUGUCGCAGUAGGAAUGCAUGAAAAAGGCAAAUGAAUAUGUUUCUAUCACUAGGUGGAACUACUUUCGUAAGCCCAGUUUUGUUAAAGGUUUGUAGUUAUUCAGAUAUAAAUACUCAGGCUCGGUGGAUGGUCCUAAAACAUCGAUUAAUGUAGGUAUAAAUCGUGCUACAUCGGUUUUAUAACGGGAAGUCGAAUUUACUAUUUUUUCAAAGCUGUUUCUGCCCUAAAUGCCUCACGAAUUUUGUGCACGUUGGAGCCAAGUAAAACCGUCAAAACAGUUUUUAGCUUACAUCUGCUAUAAACCAAUGCAACAUUUAUCAGCCUUGGACUUCCGUUAUAUAUAAUAGAUUGAAUUAUAAAGUCAUUUUUCUACACGAAACUUGUCAAGGUGCGCUACACGCAUAGCGGUCCUUUCGCCUGUGGGGUCAUCGGAUUCCUAGACGAAAAUAAUGUUGUUUUUG
Messenger RNA from Varroa destructor (honeybee mite), 5262 nucleotides. Its product is annotated as ribosome biogenesis protein BMS1 homolog. Gene Ontology annotation, molecular function: U3 snoRNA binding; GTP binding; GTPase activity. Gene Ontology annotation, biological process: endonucleolytic cleavage of tricistronic rRNA transcript (SSU-rRNA, 5.8S rRNA, LSU-rRNA); ribosome biogenesis; maturation of SSU-rRNA from tricistronic rRNA transcript (SSU-rRNA, 5.8S rRNA, LSU-rRNA). Gene Ontology annotation, cellular component: nucleus; 90S preribosome. The record is from RefSeq and is a predicted model, not a curated record. NCBI's taxonomy places the organism in Eukaryota, Metazoa, Arthropoda, Arachnida, Mesostigmata, Varroidae.